UCAUGCCACAUCCUUUCAGUUGUGCUUGUCUUCCUUUUUGACCCUCAAACGAUCAUAUUCUUUACAACUUUGUGCAGUUGGGUCUAUUGCUCUCAUAAGAGCCUCCUUGCAGAUCUGAGAGCAGCCCUCAACUUCUUGCACCAGUGUUUUGACGGUUUGUGAAGUUAACAUAGAGGAAUUCGCUUCAGCAGAACUACACUUGUUGUAGUGGUUGCUUUCAGUGGGCUGAAGCAAGCAUUUGAGAGCAGCUGACUCUUCUGCAGAUUCCUGCCAACAGGUCAGCAAAGUGACUGCAACACCCAGAGGAGGAAAGAUGGAGGCUGCCAAUUUUGAAUACCACAAAGAGGAAGACCCCCUGGAGGUUGAGUCUUUUCAAGGAGAGAAAAGGAAGAUCAUCCAGCCAACUUCUUUAAAAGACCCCACAUUUGAAAACCUAAAGCAGACAUUGGUUGAUUGGAUCAAUACGACAUUGAAACCAGAGCACAUUGUGAUUCAAAGUCUGGAGGAGGAUCUGUAUGAUGGACUCGUACUUCAUCACCUGCUGUCCAGUUUAGGUGGUGUGAAAUUAGCCGUGGAGGAAAUAGCACUGACCAGCGCCGCUCAAAUCCGUAAGCUGGAAGUGAUCAUGAAAGAGCUGGAUGAGAGGCUGGGCAUGCCAGACAGCAGCCUGAUCAAAUGGGAUGUCAAACUCAUCCACAACAAAGAUCUCCUGGCUACCAUUCAUCUGCUGGUUGCCAUGGCAAAAGCCUUCCAGCCUAAGCUAAAUCUGCCAGCGAAUGUGCAGAUUGAAGUUGUCAUAGUAGAAGUCAGUAGAAGUGGAAUCAAAUCUGAGGUGCAGACCGAAGUCCUGACAGAGGACAGCAGAAAAACUGACUCCGAUUCCUCUAGCAAGUCUGAAAGGGAAGACCCCAUCGAGCAACUGCUGAAGCUUGAGGCCAACAAGGUCAACACAGUGAAGAAGGCCAUCUUACACUUUGUCAACCAGAACAUGGCAAACCUGGGUCUGCAUGUGGCUGAUAUGGACAAACAGUUUGCAGAUGGAGUGAUACUGCUGCUGCUGAUUGGUCAACUGGAAGGUUUCUUUAUCCCACUGUUUGAUUUCAACCUGACCCCUGUUAAUGACUCUGAGAGGCUUCAAAAUGUGACCUUAGCCCUGGAUCUUUUGAAUGAUAUCGGCCUGCAGUUGCCCAGUAUUGACCCACCAGAUAUUGUCUCUCAGGACAUCGCUGCCACCUUGAAGGUGCUUUACGCCCUGUUCAAGAGGCACAAAAGUAAUUGAGGGAGAGGACGCUGGCUGAAGACAAAAGCAUGGCUGGAGAUACAAAGAAGACAGGAAAAAAUGUUCAAUGUGGCAAACGCUGCUGCUUAUGUUCAUUUGUAGGGUUUAAUGAAUCUAUGGCUGUAUUUCUGUUGUUUGGGUCAUACCUAUUUUAAAACAGUGGGAUCUAUUUGGGAACAUUUUUAGCUUUUAUGAAAAAAAGCCUUUAUGAAACCAAUUAAAAUGUUUCAAAUGUCAGCUGGAGUAUACCGAAAACGUUUUACUUAAAAAUCUUGAAAAUUCAGCUUGAAAAGUGUGUCUGUAAAAUCCCUUUUCUUGAUUACAUUGUCAAUCUUACUGUUGUUAAAUUGAAGGCACCAAAUACUUUAGUGUUAUGUUUGAAGCAGCAGCUGCAGCAGCAAAUUGUUUGAGCAUAAGUAUGUCUGAAAACUGAAAGUGAGAGAUGUUACGUUAUGGCUCUGCACAGCUGAGUAACAGAUAGGAACGCAUGACUGAAGCAGCUGAUGAGAGUCAGUUUAUGCAAAUAAAGCUUAACAUUCAGAAAACUAACAUCUGACGACAGCAGAAAAGUAAAAAAAUAAAGAAAAAGUCUCCUUAUGCAUCACAGUUUACAGAGCAGAUUUGGUUUUACAGAUUUUUGGUGCCAAAGCAUUUCAGUGAUGUGCCAAGUUUUAUAAAAAAUACCUGUUAUGAUUUAGUCUUCUUUUAUCAUAAUUUAGCGUGAUGUAUUGUUACCUCUGAAGUUUUUGCAAAGCCUUUAUGUACUUUUCUGACAGUGUGUCAUCAGUAUAAAUAAUAUGUAUUUCAAGUUAUACUUUUACUGCAGAUGCAUGACUAAUACAGUAUUUAAAAAUGUAUUCAAGGUACAGUAUGAGGUGUGGAUGUUUUAUUGACUGCAUGAAGUUAAUUAUAACCUGACUGACAGCAUGAAUUAUAGGUCAUAUUUUUCUUAGGUGUGUAUGUAGUUCAAUAAAGAUUAUGUCCCUGGAAUUUCCAUUUAGAAGUCUUCUGUAUCUCGUCUUUCAUCGUAUUUCACAUUCAGUCUGAAUAAAAUGGCCCAUGAUAUGUUUA
Molecule: messenger RNA, 2350 nt
Organism: Girardinichthys multiradiatus
Lineage: Eukaryota; Metazoa; Chordata; Actinopteri; Cyprinodontiformes; Goodeidae
Gene: parvg
Product: parvin, gamma
Exons: 13
Coding region: 314-1279 (321 amino acids)
Biological process (GO): establishment or maintenance of cell polarity; substrate adhesion-dependent cell spreading; cell projection assembly
Cellular component (GO): focal adhesion; actin cytoskeleton; cytoplasm
Molecular function (GO): actin binding
Source: RefSeq, a predicted model, not a curated record